This is a messenger RNA of Ustilago hordei, 1119 nucleotides long. RefSeq lists its product as uncharacterized. The coding region runs from base 1 to 1119 and encodes 372 amino acids. NCBI's taxonomy places the organism in Eukaryota, Fungi, Basidiomycota, Ustilaginomycetes, Ustilaginales, Ustilaginaceae. The record is from RefSeq and is a predicted model, not a curated record. The transcript has a single exon.
AUGACAAAACGCACCUCCUCCUGGCAAGCUCUCUAUCGAGCACUACUUCGAUCUUCAUCGGCAUCGGUACGGUUCUCACGACCUGCAGCACGCAACACACGGCGCUAUCUACGAGACGACUUCACCGCUGCUCUCUCCCCUACCUCACUAACAAAGUCCGGCAUCGGACCGAAGACUGCCCACAAUGACAGCGCCAAACACACCAGUGCAUCAAACCAAGAUGACAACAUGCGCCGAUUGACAAGCAACACGCUCGCAUUUCACUUGUCGGCAUCGUUGUACUCCAACGUGGCUCAACAAAACCCGGAGUUGAAUGCAGCGACGAGGUCGGGGUCCCCACCAAGCCCCCCUUUGUGCGUGGGAGUAGCAGAUCAAACCCGACAACGUGCAACCAUUUCCGAAAGCGAUGGUACCUCCUCAACGCCAAGCAAAGCUGCAGGUCGCUUUGCCCACCGUAUAAUCUCCAACCUCUCCAGUCUCACCUACCACCAUCUCUCGCCACAUACCCAGAUGCAAUCGCCUCAAUCAUCCCACUUGCGCGCAAGUAGAGCUGCACUUCGCAAGCCGAAAAAACUCUCCUCUCUUGCACGUGUGCUUGGUAAACUCGACUCUCCUAUCCCUGGAGAGGAACCAGACUUGUACACUGCCUUGCAGGAGGGAAAAGGAGAAGAAGAGGCGAUGUUGAAUUUGGCACAUAUGAAACUACCCUUUUUGUUGCCAAGUCCCAAGCCGAUUAGAGGGCCGAAGGAGGCUAGGUUGAGGAUUUGGGAUGGUCAGGGUCCGGAGAAGGUUGCGUCUGAGGGGAUGUUGAGUCAGAUGCAGGAAGAUCUAGAUACAGUGGAAAGGUUAUUGGAAGAAAGCGGAAAGAAGGGAGGCGGCUGGGAUGGGGGAGGGGCAGGCAAGCAAGUUCAACAGUUGAGAGAGGAGGCAGAUGGGUUGAGGAAGAAGACUAAGGCUGCGAGCAAGGCGCUAAUGCAGGCGGAGGAGAAGAGGAAGUUGGAGGACGUGGGAGUGAAGCAUUUGGCGGAGUUGAUUGCGGCGGCACAGGACAGAGAAGGCUUGAUGCUAGGAAAAGAAAGGUGGAUGAGGAGGGCGAGGGGGGAGUAUUUGCCUCCAUAA